AUGGCCCAGAAAAAUAACUUUCAGUUCUCUAUCAGGGAAUACAGACCUUCAGACCAACAUGUGGUCAUGUCACUCUUUCGUGAUGGGAUACUCGAACAUGUGUACCCGGCCUUCUUCAAGGCCAUGAGCCAUCCAGACCACGUUGGCAUCGCUCUGAGUAUUUCCAUGGCUGGCUAUGUGCUGGGAGGCAGCUCCUACUUCCAAGCUUUACUCUUUGGCAGUGCAUGGGCUGGUCUCAUUUAUUACUGCUGCCACGAUAUCUACGAAGGCUACAUGACGAGGCGGCUGAGCACAGACAUGGCCGACAUGCAAGCCAACUACCUGGAAAACCCGGAUAACGGUUUCUGGGUGGCGGAGGCAGACUUUAACGGCCAGUCCAAGGUGGUGGGGAUGGUGACAGUGGUGGGGAAGAGGGGGGAGGGAGAAGGUGAGAGAUUUGACGAGUGGAAUGGAGGAGUGAUGGGAGGAGGCUCGGAGUUCGCCCAAGAUGCCGGAGAUGGGAGUUACGGCGAGAUGUCCCACAUGGUUGUGGUGUUUCCAUGGCGCCGCAAAAACCUGGGCUCACAGCUGACAAGGAAGGCCUUGGACUUCUGCAAACAGCAAGGUUACAGCCGCCUCGUUCUGGACGUCAGCUCGCCACAGACAGCGGCCAUCUCCCUGUACCAAAAAUUCGGCUUCGUUCAAACUGCAUCCCACAGUAACACGCACGCUAAUCGCUGGUUCUCCAGACUGGCCAGAAUAAAUGUGAUGCGAAUGGAGAAGUUCAUUUAA
Xiphias gladius (swordfish) is the source of this 771-nucleotide messenger RNA. RefSeq names its product N-acetyltransferase family 8 member 3. The transcript is spliced from 2 exons. Lineage: Eukaryota; Metazoa; Chordata; Actinopteri; Istiophoriformes; Xiphiidae. Bases 1 to 771 code for a protein of 256 amino acids. The record is from RefSeq and is a predicted model, not a curated record. Gene Ontology annotation, molecular function: N-acetyltransferase activity.